Rhinopithecus roxellana (golden snub-nosed monkey) is the source of this 1791-nucleotide messenger RNA. RefSeq names its product cyclin dependent kinase like 3 (gene CDKL3). Gene Ontology annotation, molecular function: ATP binding; cyclin-dependent protein serine/threonine kinase activity. NCBI's taxonomy places the organism in Eukaryota, Metazoa, Chordata, Mammalia, Primates, Cercopithecidae. The record is from RefSeq and is a predicted model, not a curated record. Gene Ontology annotation, biological process: dendrite extension; negative regulation of axon extension; protein phosphorylation. Gene Ontology annotation, cellular component: nucleus. Bases 1 to 1791 code for a protein of 596 amino acids. The transcript is spliced from 12 exons.
AUGGAGAUGUAUGAAACCCUUGGAAAAGUGGGAGAGGGAAGUUACGGAACAGUCAUGAAAUGUAAACAUAAGAAUACUGGGCAGAUAGUGGCCAUUAAGAUAUUUUAUGAGAGACCAGAACAAUCUAUCAACAAAAUUGCGAUGAGAGAAAUAAAGUUUCUGAAGCAAUUUCAUCAUGAAAACCUGGUCAAUCUGAUUGAAGUUUUUAGACAGAAAAAGAAAAUUCAUUUGGUAUUUGAAUUUAUUGACCACACAGUAUUAGAUGAGUUACAACAUUAUUGUCAUGGACUAGAGAGUAAACGACUUAGAAAAUACCUCUUCCAGAUCCUUCGAGCAAUUGACUAUCUUCACAGUAAUAAUAUCAUUCAUCGCGAUAUAAAACCUGAGAAUAUUUUAGUAUCCCAGUCAGGAAUUACUAAGCUCUGUGAUUUUGGUUUUGCACGAACACUAGCAGCUCCUGGGGACAUUUAUACGGACUAUGUGGCCACACGCUGGUAUAGAGCUCCAGAAUUAGUAUUGAAAGAUACUUCUUAUGGAAAACCUGUGGAUAUCUGGGCUUUGGGCUGUAUGAUCAUUGAGAUGGCCACUGGAAAUCCCUAUCUUCCUAGUAGCUCUGAUUUGGAUUUACUCCAUAAAAUUGUUUUGAAAGUGGGCAAUUUGUCACCUCACUUGCAGAAUAUCUUUUCCAAGAGCCCCAUUUUUGCUGGGGUAGUUCUUCCUCAAGUUCAACACCCCAAAAACGCAAGAAAAAAAUAUCCAAAGCUUAAUGGAUUGUUGGCAGAUAUAGUUCAUGCUUGUUUACAAAUUGAUCCUGCUGAUAGGAUAUCAUCUAGUGAUCUUUUGCAUCAUGAGUAUUUUACUAGAGAUGGAUUUAUUGAAAAAUUCAUGCCAGAACUGAAAGCUAAAUUACUGCAGGAAGCAAAAGUCAAUUUGUUAAUAAAGCCAAAAGAGAAUUCUAAAGAAAAUGAACUCAGGAAAGAUGAAAGAAAAACAGUUUAUACCAAUACACUGCUAAGUAGUUCAGUUUUGGGAAAGGAAAUAGAAAAAGAGAAAAAGCCCAAGGAGAUCAAAGUCAGAGUUAUUAAAGUCAAAGGAGGAAGAGGAGAUAUCUCAGAACCAAAAAAGAAAGAGUAUGAAGGUGGACUUUGUCAACAGGAUGCAAAUGAAAAUGUUCAUCCUAUGUCUCCAGAUACAAAACUUGUAACCAUUAAACCACCAAACCCUAUCAAUCCCAGCACUAACUGUAAUGGCUUGAAAGAAAAUCCACAUUGCGGAGGUUCUAUGACAAUGCCACCCAUCAAUCUAACUAACAGUAAUUUGAUGGCUGCAAAUCUCAAUUCAAAUCUCUUUCACCCCAGUGUGAGGUUAACUGAAAGAGCGAAAAAGAGACACUCUUCUUCACAAUCUAUUGGACAAGUCAUGCCUAAUAGCAGGCAAGAGGAUCCAGGUCCUAUUCAAAGCCAAAUGGAGAAGGGUAUAUUUAAUGAGCGAACAGGUCACAGUGACCAAAUGGCAAAUGAGAACAAAAGGAAGCUGAAUUUUUCCAGAUCUGACAGGAAAGAAUUCCAUUUUCCAGAAUUGCCUGUCAUAAUACAGCCAAAAGAUACAAAAGGAAUGGAAGUUAAACAGAUAAAAAUGCUGAAGAGGGAGUCAAAGAAAACAGAUUCAUGUAAGAUACCAACUUUACUUAAUGUGGAUCAAAACCAAGAAAAACAAGAGAUAACUCUUUUUGGUGGAGAUGGCCAUUGUGAGGGGAAGAAUUUGAAGAGAAACAGGUUUUUUUUCUGGUAG